AUGGCUGAAGAAAAGAUUCCCAUAAACAUUGUCGUUAUUGGACAUGUCGAUUGUGGAAAAUCAACACUUAUUGGACAGUUGAUUUGUAAGUGUGGUGUUAUUGACAAACGAACAAUCGAAAAAUUUAACAAAGAAAUGGGAAAUAGUUCAUACAAAUAUGCCUGGAUAUUAGAUAAGUUGAAAGCUGAACGAGAACGUGAUAUUACCAUCCAUAUUUCAUCAUGGAAAUUCGAAACACAAAAGUGUUACAUUACAAUUAGUGAUGCGCCAGGAUAUCGAAAUUAUGUUAAAAGUAUGACGAUAGCGGUAUCGAAAGCUGAUUGUGCUGUGUUGGUAGUUGCAGCUGCUUUGGGAGAAUUUGAAGCUGGUAUUAGUAAAACUGGUCAGACACGUGAACACAUAUUACUAGCUUAUACGUCAGGUGUAAAACAGAUGAUCGUUGUCGUUAAUAAAAUGGAUAUAAUCGGUUACAGUUUAAGUACUGUAGCAUUUGUUCCCAUUAGUAGCUGGCAUGGAGAUAAUAUGGUCGAACCGUCAGAUAAAAUGCCAUGGUUUAAAGGAUGGAAUAUCGAGCAUAAAGAAGAGAAUGUCAAUGGUAUAACAUUAUUAGAAGCAUUGAAUGCUAUUAUUCAACCAACAAGGUCAACUGAUAAAUCAUUACGUAGGUUAUUCAUUGAUUUAAACGACUUUUUGUUCGACUCCCAAGUAAUUAUGAGACGUUCUAUGAGCUCAGAGAGUUAUCCUGUCGCAUGCUCAAUAGCUUUUAUUGUCACACAUCAUCGGACAAAAUAA
Didymodactylos carnosus is the source of this 792-nucleotide messenger RNA. The record is from the annotation of a GenBank genome assembly. Lineage: Eukaryota; Metazoa; Rotifera; Eurotatoria; Philodinida; Philodinidae.